Messenger RNA from Drosophila innubila, 522 nucleotides. RefSeq names its product probable small nuclear ribonucleoprotein G (gene SNRPG). The record is from RefSeq and is a predicted model, not a curated record. Gene Ontology annotation, biological process: spliceosomal snRNP assembly; mRNA splicing, via spliceosome. Bases 119 to 349 code for a protein of 76 amino acids. Gene Ontology annotation, molecular function: RNA binding. The transcript is spliced from 3 exons. NCBI's taxonomy places the organism in Eukaryota, Metazoa, Arthropoda, Insecta, Diptera, Drosophilidae. Gene Ontology annotation, cellular component: precatalytic spliceosome; U2-type prespliceosome; catalytic step 2 spliceosome.
AGUAUUUGCACUCGCGUUUUCCAGCACUUGACAAACGUUUAGCAAACGGUCACUCUUCACGGCCGCAUUAUAUUUUGCUAUUUUAUUUUUGCGCAAAGAUUAAAAUAACUAACAGGAAAUGUCGAAAGCACAUCCUCCAGAGCUGAAAAAAUACAUGGACAAGCGAAUGAUGCUGAAGCUGAACGGCGGUCGCGCCGUCACCGGCAUUUUGCGUGGCUUUGAUCCCUUUAUGAACGUUGUACUCGAUGAUACAGUGGAGGAGUGCAAGGAUAACACCAAGAACAGCAUUGGCAUGGUGGUAAUUCGCGGCAACAGCAUUGUCAUGGUGGAGGCGUUAGAUCGAGUGUGACACCUGUCAAAUGCAGCUACUUUCUCUCUCACACUGUCCGUUCUUUAUCGCAGUUAAAUGUACACUAUUUAACAUACAAACUAGUCCUAAGGCUCUAAAAACAUUCGUAAACUAUUCACGUUUAUAAUAAAUAUGCAGCAGGCAACUUAAAUAAAUUCAUAUAAAACAUAAUA